Messenger RNA from Cladocopium goreaui, 1355 nucleotides. The record is from the annotation of a GenBank genome assembly. Lineage: Eukaryota; Dinophyceae; Suessiales; Symbiodiniaceae.
GCCCAAGCCACCAUUUUGGCGCCCGCCGGAAAGCCAUGCCAUGCGCCAUAGCACCGCUGGUCGUGGAGUCCGAUGAAGAGCUAGGCACGCGACGAAAAGUCUCAGGUAUAGAAAAUGCUGGAACACGAAACUGUGUCAUAGGUCUUUCCUUCAUUUUUCUGGCGGUUGGAUGCGUGGUUUGGGUGAUCCGUGACCGCCGUGACCCUCUCAGAAGCGCUCCGACGGAGUCGGUGACGGAGGCGGUGGGGCUGCCGCAGGAGGGGCCGAUGAAGUCCAAAUUUGUCACCAAUAGCCCAUGGAAAACUGGGAGAUUGAAGGCUGGCAAGCGGAGUCUCAUUGAUGCUUUCAAGGAUGCCUUUCCAAAUGAGAAAGAUUGGUGGGCGACAAGUUUUCCAGCAUCGAAUCAUCCGGACAAGACCUGGUGGUGGCAAGAUGUCGUUUAUUGGGCGCAGUACGAGCUGCUGAACCGCACCAACCACACCUUUCCAGACGGCAAGGUGCCGAUUCCCGUGGCAAAGCAUGGGGAUGAUCAACUGGAUCCAGGACACUAUGUGGGCUACACCCGGCGGCAGGUUUGCUAUUUGGCCGCUGCAGCCUUGACAGGCGCAGAAGUGGAUGGCUAUGCGAAUGGCCUCACGCGCUAUUUGUCCAAGAAAGGCCCUGACGGAUGCCUGCCGCGGAAAAGCCUCUUUGGAAAAGCUCUCUUUGGGCUGCUGACCACCUGUGCGGCCGAUCCGAUGCUGUCAGGUGGUUUGCAUGGACCCAUGCUGUUGGUGGUGAAGCACAAAACCAUCCCGAACCUCGAGUCGCAGUUGAAGAAUUGGUCAAAGACGUUGCCCAUGUCGGAGAGCGGUUUCCGUUUGUGCCGAUACGAGGAAGGCUCCGUGUACAAGCAGGGAUUUCUGCCUGGAAUUCCCAACUCCCCAAAGGAGCUUUGCAGCCAGCCCACCAGCAAUGGACCUGGCGUCGAUUACCUCUCCACGCCAGCGCUCAAGCAGGCACUGGUGGAUUCCAGUGGCCCCUGGGUCGGAGGUAACUUGUAUGGCGGGAGUUGCGGCACAGAAGGCAAUUUAGAAGAGGCCCUCAUGGCGUUCAUGCCUGAGGUGGCUGUGCUGAGCUUAUUUUUGUCCCAAGAUUUACAGCAUCCUCAACUCCGAGCCCCAGCCUGGGUGCUGGGUGCGCGGAUGAUCCUCACAGGUUUGGAUGGAACCAGGCAUUGGACCAACUGGCGAACCAAUCCAGAUAUGGCCUUCAGGACGGGCUUGACCACCCUAGAACUGGAGGGCCAACAGAUGCUGGUGAGCAACAGGAAGCCCUUCGUGGCAGCAGUGCCGGCCUUUCAGGUGCGACUGUGA